AGGCUGCGGCUGCCUCUGACACUGAGAGGCUGUGAGACCUCGCCACGGGUUGCCCCUCUUGCCGGCCGCUCGCCGCAGCGCUCGCCGGCCAGUCGCUGCCGCCCGCUAUAUCGGCCUUCCGUUUCCUUAAUCUUGCAGAAUCCAUGGCGUGGGGAGGUCUCUUCCUGAGCCUGAGCCACCCCACACCGGAGCAGCAGAAGUCGUGCCUCGCGGCUGCCAGCGGUUUCAACUACGACGCGGACCUCCACGGCGCCACAAACCCGAAAUCACCAACCGCAUUAACAAACUCUGAAGACACGGACAAAGCGCUUGCGAACCGUGGCUUCUCCGUGAACCGGUCGCGCGUCCUCGUAGGCUCCGGCGCCGACGCCUUCCGCCACGCCAAGUCGGCCCUCCUCUCGUGGAAGCACCUGGCCCUGGGGUGGGCAGAGGCGGAGCCGGGCACGCCGGUGAAACCCGGCGCGAGGUUCUGCAUCUGCUACAAGGAGGUGGUGCCCUGGGUGAUGUUCCCGCUGCAGAUCGCCUACGUCACCGACGACGACUGCAAUGGCGGCAAGCGCGGGAAAGGCGGUGACGGCGGCGUGUUCGCGUUCGGCAGCGGCACCCUGCAGGGCCAUCUGCUGGCCGGGGAGGAGCGGUUCUCGGUGGAGGUGGACGCAGAGGAGCGGGUGUGGUACGAGGUGGUGUCCUUCUCCAAGCCGGCGCACCCGCUGUCGGCGCUGUGUUACCCCUACGUGCGGCUCCGGCAGAGGCACUUCGCGCGGGAGUCCGGCAAGGCGGUGCUCAGGCACGUCGCUGCCGCGGCCUGCUCGUCAACAACGCCGCCGCCGAUGCAGUGAUCAUCGACGUCCUUUCUGCUCCAUUCUGCUUCCGUUGGACGAUGUAUACAUACAUGUGGGGGCAUGUGGAGAAAGAUGGCAGGUUGCUCUCGUCUCGUGGUACCUGUAGCAGCGUAGGCGCUCCUGAACUGACUCGAUGUUUUUGCACCCGAGCUCGUUAAAAUGAGCUCAGGUGAACAGUAAAUUCGAAAAGUAUUGUAAAAAUGUUCAAAAAGUUCUGAUUCUUUUUUGGAAAAACUUUGACAAAUGUUA
Hordeum vulgare subsp. vulgare (domesticated barley) is the source of this 1091-nucleotide messenger RNA. RefSeq names its product UPF0548 protein At2g17695. The record is from RefSeq and is a predicted model, not a curated record. NCBI's taxonomy places the organism in Eukaryota, Viridiplantae, Streptophyta, Magnoliopsida, Poales, Poaceae. The transcript is spliced from 4 exons. The coding region runs from base 144 to 839 and encodes 231 amino acids.